GUGACUGUGUUCAGAUGAAUAAAUGUCGCCAAGCUGUCGGAACAUCAUCCUCAUCAUCACCACUGGAUCUGCGACAACGACACGAUGCGAGGAAUUAAACAAUAAAUGCAUCAAAAGCGGAACUGGAAAAUAAAAUCUUUCCAGAUGAGAUUCUCGUUUUGCUCUGCGGUCCAUGCGGGUGAAAGAACACAUCUCUCAUCGACAAACAUCCAUCGUCAUAAACAUGCAUAUGUGGAUAUUGGUCAUAUCGUCUUUUGCAACGUUUUUCAGCUUCAUUGAGAUGUUUGAUGUUUAUGGAGAUAUAUGUAGAGGUCUGUGUGUGUGUGAGGAGAGAGACGGGAUUCUGACAGCCAGUUGUGAAAACAGAGGAAUAAACAAUCUGUCGGAUGUCACGCCUUUACAGCUGACUUCAUAUCAUCUUCUGCUUGCGGGAAAUCUGCUGAAGAAAAUCUCACUCGAUGAUUUUGUUAGUUAUGAGGGACUCACCAUUCUGCAUCUAGGAAACAACGAUAUAUCAGAGCUGGAACCCGGGGCGUUUAACGGACUCCAGGGAUUAAAGAGACUGCAUCUGAACAAUAAUAAAAUCGAGGCGCUACAGGAAGACACGUUUCUCGGACUGGAGAGUCUGGAGUAUCUACAGAUGGACUACAAUUACAUCAGCCACAUUGAACCCAAAGCCCUGAGCAGAUUACAUCAUCUAGAGGUUUUUAUUCUAAACGACAACCUGCUGUCCGCUCUGCCGUUCAACGUUUUCCAGUUUGUUCCUUUGACUCAUCUGGACCUGAGGGGGAAUCAACUCAAGGUGCUUCCCUACAACGGCCUCCUGGAACACCUGAGUCGCAUCGUGGAGCUCCAGCUGGAAGAAAACCUGUGGAAUUGCUCUUGCGAACUCAUCGCCCUCAAAGCUUGGCUGGAGAGCAUCUCUUACACACCGUUAGUGGGAGACGUGGUGUGCGAGACGCCGUUUCGGCUACAUGGACGAGACCUGGACGAGAUCUCCAAACAGGAGCUGUGUCCGCGGAGAGCCAUCGCCGAAUAUGAGAUGCGAGCGGAGCCGGCCCUCAGAAGCGAGGUCCUUUAUAAAACCACGCCGGAAACGGUGCGAGCGGCCUUCGCAUCCUCAACCGUCUUGCGACCGACGAAAAGCAGCCGUUCGUCAGGGAAGCUACGUGUCAAACCCACUUCACGCUCGUCCUCCGGCAAACCACAGAACUACGGGCCGAUGUUGGCCUACCAGACCAAGCCUCCGGUUUCCCUGGUCUGCCCGAGCGCGUGUACCUGCAAUCUCCAAAUCUCAGACUUGGGCUUGAACGUUAACUGUCAGGAGAGGAAGAUCGAGAGCAUUUCCGAUCUCAACCCCAAACCGUACAACCCCAAGAAAAUGUACCUGACGGGCAAUUUCAUUUCUUCUGUGUGCAGCUCAGACUUCGUCGAGUCUACGGGGUUAGAUUUGCUUCACCUGGGCAACAAUCGUGUAACCGUCAUUCACGACAGAACGUUUGGUCAGCUGAUACAUCUGAGAAGACUUUACCUGAACGGAAACCUGUUAGAGCGCCUCACCGAGGAGAUGUUCUACGGCCUACAAAGCCUCCAGUUUCUGUAUCUUGAAUAUAACGUCAUCCGAGAGAUUGCGGCCCACGCCUUUCAUCAAGCGCCAAAUCUUCAGCUGCUGUUCCUCAACAACAACCUCCUCAAAACGUUGCCGGUGGGAAUCUUCGACGGAUUAAAUCUAGCUCGGCUGAGUCUGCGCAGCAACCACUUUCGUUCUCUUCCCGUCGGUGGUGUGUUAGAAGAGCUAACGUCCCUUGUGCAAAUAGAUCUGUUCGAGAACCCGUGGGAUUGCUCAUGUCUGGUUUUGGACACAAAGAACUGGUUGGAGCAGCUCGGCGCUGGCACCGUGGUGAACAGCGUCAUCUGCGAAUCUCCGCCGAGGCUCUCUGGAGAAGAUCUGCGGCAUCUUCGCUCCUCUCUUCUCUGCCCAGAAAACUCAAACGUUGAGUCUUCCGACGAGCCGCCCUCAGAGGACACCAUUCCUGGCAGUACCAUCACCUUAGAAACAGCCUUGGAUUAUGACACGCAGUCUCCUGCAGUCCCUCUCUCCGUUCUCAUUCUCGCUUUACUGCUCAUUUUUAUAUUGUCGGUUUUUGUUGCCGCCGGGCUCUUCGCUGUCAUCAUGAAACGCCGUAAGAAGUCCGAACGCUUGACUUCGCUUAACGCCACCCCCAGCUCCUUCAAUGCCAGUUACGAAGACGGGGCGGCGGGAAAGUCUACCUCCGCGGGAUACUUGUACGAGUACAUACCACCUGCUGUCGGGAGCGUCGCCCAACACCUCCCCUACAGUCCCGAUGAGGGAAAUGAAAUGAAGGGUUACAGAGACUUUGAGGAGCUCAGAGCACUGGCGGCCGGCUCAGAUGAAGAGGUAAGGAGCAAUGCCAUAAGUUCAGAGUUCAGUGCCGGCACUCCGGACACCCUCGACAGACGCAUCCCGCUUUUGGAUGACAACUACUUUUACAGGGAUAUUCUAGCUAGGGACCAGCAGGCAUCUCACAGGGUUGGUUUAGCAUGCAAACACGGGCCACCAGACUUUGAUGCCCGACAUCAAUGCGUGAAUCCAGACAGAAAACAGCAGGUGUACAGCACGACACCCGCCGGCGUCUACACAGAGCCCGGACGAAGUGAAUACUGGGAACUGAAGGCAAAGCUGCAUUUCGAACCCGACUAUCUGGAGGUUCACGAGAAGAGAACAACCUUCACCCAGUUUUGAAGUACACGUGUCCUAAUGUUCUUUCAAUGUUGAUGUUUUGCGAUGGGAGAGGACUUUUAUCCGAGAGAUCCCGUCUCCCCAAAACCAAAAGAAAUGCAUGUUUUGCGUAAAUAAAAGCUAUAAAUGAAAGUCUAUUUUUGUACUUUUGGACGUUGUUUUUAUGACAAUUUCUCACCCGAUUAUUGAAAAAUUGCAAAUGUCAUUCUUCUCCUCUGAUGUUGGGGUAAAAUGUAUCGGUCUUUGUGAGAUUUUCCUCAAGUUGUCAUAGAUGUGUAUAUAUUCAAAAGAUUUAUUAUGAAACUCCUCCAUGUAUGUGUCAUUUAUUAUGUUGUGUGAGAAUAUUGACAUGACAUCUGACUCUAUAGGAAUAGUUCAUCUUCGAAAUGAAAGUUCUGUCAUUAUUUAAAACGCCCUCUCGUCGUUUCAAUCCUGUAUUACUUUCUUUCUUAUCCAGAACACAAAAGAAUGUUGGUAACAGAAAACCAUCGGCCCCCAUUGACUUUUGCAUCCAUAAUAUAGAAGUCAAUAGGGAUCGAUAAUGUUUGGUUACCAACAUUUUUCAAAAUAUCUUUUGUGUCUUGCAGAAGAAAGAAAUGACAGCAGGGUGAGCAAACGGUGAGGGCAUCAUUACGAUGGUGCACUAUUCCUUCAUUUAAAUCAUGCUUUUCUUUAUGAAAAGAGACAAUCUUUUUUCAAUCAGUUUUCAUAAAUGAUACAGGUUUAUUCAUUUCAACAAUCAGUCCUGCAAAUCUUUGCACUUUUGCACAACUGUUAAACUAUAUUAAGGACAUAGUUAGUCCAAUUCAUAUCAACAGAUUUUGGACGAUGUUAAAAACAGGGUAAACGUGCUUUUUUCCAGAAUAUGCUUUUAAAACGUCCUUUCUCUAUGAUGUUUAUGCAGUAAAAGCACAACAUGUAUAGCCUACAGUUCACAGCCGCUGUGCAAUACUGUCAACUCCCUUUGAAUGUUUUUGGCAUUUGAACGCCCACGUCAGCUAAUGAGAAACGCCAUGAACGUGUGGUGGGAGAUGACAACUACAGGGAUGCAAUGUAUAAGCCAAAUAUGAAGUUCCUUCCCCCUCACUAUUCCAAUUUCCAUCAGGUCUGUGAUGCGUGACUCGUGAAGGAAACAACAAUCCAGUCCUUCUUUUACACGAGGGCUUGAUAUUCAGCAGAUGCCGAUGAACAUUUCACGCAGGGCUUUAGGCGGACGGGAGACAUUGUUAUGCAAAAACAGUACAGUCACUGCAGUGCAUAAAUGUUUCUUCUUGUUUUUGUUACUCUUAUAAAAAUCAAAGCUAAUGUUGACAGUAACUAGCAAUUCUUUCAUGCUUUCCUAAGUCACUGUCAUGACUGCAUUGUCGCUGUGUCAGGUUGAAGUUCAUUUCUGCGUGAGUUGAAUGAACUACAGGCAUUGUUGCUAAACAUGUCUCGUUUUUGUGCUAAUCUCGUAUGUAUGGAACAGAUGGCCUUGAAUUAAAUGUUCAAAUAACAGAGGUUCUUGUUAAAAUGCCAAAUCUGUUGAACCAAACCAGAACAAUAUAGAGCAAAAAUAUUUCAGGUACCGCAGCUCAUUUGUGCAAAUGCAGGAAAGAUCUAAACUAGAACAUGUUGUGACUCUGAACACAUGAAAAUGUGUUUGAUCAGAUCUAAAGUCUCAGAUAUUUCUCUUAAAAUUGGGAGAAAUAAAAAUAGAAUCAAAUGAGAGUGUUAUUUUUGAAACACAUGAAGAGUCUGCAUGUGUAAAAUGAAUGUAGACUGCAGAGGUGAUGAGACAUGUUUGAGUUGAUAUCGAGAUCUUGAAUAAUUUUGACUUUUGAUUGCAGACGAGACAAAUCUGAGCUCAGUUUAACACAUAAGGCAAACUCACUCAAUGGAUGUCUCGUUGAGUUGACUUAUAUUUUUUAAGUUGAACUAACUCAAACUUUUAAAGAAACCAGGUAACUUAUUUGUAUAAGUUGAACCAACACAUUUUUUACAGAAUUGAUUUAAAUGAGAAAGAAGACGUUUUAUCGGUCAUCUUUUUUAUGCGGCAUCGUUCACUUUUGACAGUGUCUCAUACUAAACCUUUAAGAUGUGUUUUGACAGUCUGUGCGCUGAAUAUUGAACAGCUUGUCAAAUACAGAAGUCUAUUGUCUGUGUAGAACCAGCUACAGAUAUCAUAUCCAGAAAGUGACAGUAUAGUGCUCAAAUCUGUCCUUUUUGCGAAAUUGUUGACGUGACGUUUUAAAUUCAACAUGGAGAAGCAACAUUUUAUGAAACGUUCCAUCUAUGCAUUUGGCAGAUGCUUCGAUCUGUCCUACAAUACUUUCAAGCUCUGCAUUGCAAUUGGGAGAUUUUUUUAUCCGACUCUAAAGUUUCAGUGUGAACCCAUGACCUUUAAUAAUUAAACUACAGGAACACAAAUUGAACUUGAUGUCUGUGUUUGGAUUCAUGUCAGGGCGGUGUGUGAGAUUUGUAACUUUGUGUUUGAUGAAAAAAAGCAAUGUGUAUUAAAUAUACUUUAUAGCUUUGGCUAUAGCAUCUGCCAAAUGCAUACAUGUAACUGAUUGCAUCUCAGUUGCUCUAUAAACACAAAAUAUAAUUUCUUUUUGUCUUUGGCUUUAUGUAAAACCCCAAAUUCUUCAAAUUACUAUAAAUGCUGUAGGUGUAAAUAAAGAAAUGAUGAAUGCAGAACUAGAUCAUUCUAAAGGGUUCUGGACACAAGAAGGCUGAUGCCGUAUUACUCAUCAGCGGUACGUUCUGUGCUUCUGGAAGAACAAUUUCUCUUCAUGCCUCAGAGAGUUGCUCAUUAAAACCUGACCUCUGGCAUUACUCAGUAGAGUUAAUUUAGCUCCAGGCCAGAUUGCCAUUCAUGUGGACAAAAAAGGUGUAACAACAUAAUUUUACAUCCCAUUGUGUAAUGCGUUGAAGUUUGGAAAGGCAUCAGCUUUGGUAUCACAAUUAUAUGACAUAAGAUGCGUGUGUGUUAAGAAACUGGAACAUUUGCUUUAAACACUUCUGUCUGAAAAUAUCUUUUUAUAGGGUUGUACUGAAGUGUCUGGAGGAGACGCGUUUAUUCUUUCUUAUAUUUUCCUUCAAGAAAAUGUCAUCAUUUGCGAACUAUGAAGCUAAUACGAUGCACUGAUGUACAUGCUGUCGUGA
Molecule: messenger RNA, 5908 nt
Organism: Triplophysa dalaica
Lineage: Eukaryota; Metazoa; Chordata; Actinopteri; Cypriniformes; Nemacheilidae
Gene: slitrk5b
Product: SLIT and NTRK-like family, member 5b
Exons: 2
Coding region: 173-2764 (863 amino acids)
Biological process (GO): regulation of presynapse assembly; positive regulation of synapse assembly; axonogenesis
Cellular component (GO): membrane
Molecular function (GO): protein binding
Source: RefSeq, a predicted model, not a curated record